CCAUUCCGCCAUUUCAAAUCGUAUCUUUUUCUACGCAGAGAAAUAGCGUUCGAUUAAUCAAUCAAGUUGAAUAUAUACGGAACAAGAUGUCGGAAAUGAUUGAAUUGAACUGGAUGAUCUGCAACAAGUGCUUCGCCCCGUUCUACAGAGGAAAGCGUCCCUAUCACGUCACCCAGUGUGGCCAUAUUUCCUGCCAUAAUUGUUUGCAGCAAGUCGAGCAGCAAUGUCCGCAAUGCCAGCAUGGCACCAUGACGCUGGCCCUGGAGGAGCCGCUGAUGCCGAGGUUGAUCCCGUAUUUCCAGCCGCUCGCCGAGACUCUGGAAAUGCUGUUGAAAAUCAACACGUUCCGGGACAACCAGAUGAAAAUAUUGAGCCAGCGCUUCAUUGAACUUGAUAAGAAGUACGAGUUGCUGAAGACCCGAUAUUGGCUGAUCCAACGCAAUUUUAAGGCAUUGACGGAAAAGUACAUGAGCGUGAAGAACGAUAAGGAAAACCUUGAGAAGAAGCUGAUGGUCUAUCAGAUGCGUAGAGUAACUCCGCGGUCUGCAUACCGCGGGAUGGAAACGCCAUCCGACUCCGGUAUCUCAUCUGUGCCGAUCUCUCAAUCCGACCGAUCAAGGUACUCCAUGGAAUCGUUGAAUCGUCCAAAAUCCAAAACACCCAUGGGGUCGAUAAUAGAUCUGAAUAGAAUGGAUCUGAAUAGGAACGAAUACAGAUCUGUUGAUGGUUUUCGCAUACCCUUCAACCGUAAACCUGCGCGAUCUAUGGAUACCCAAAAUAUGUUAUCUUAAAUUAGUUGGAUAACAUAGUUUAAUACUUUUAUAACAAAGAAAUACAUUUUUUCUCUUCGUUUAUUACUCUUUCAUAAUUAUUAUUAUCUCGAGUUCGCAGUGUCAUUUAAUUUAAUUUAUGUACAAGCGAGAACGCGAACUUUC
Temnothorax curvispinosus is the source of this 935-nucleotide messenger RNA. RefSeq names its product RING finger protein 212B-like. The record is from RefSeq and is a predicted model, not a curated record. Gene Ontology annotation, molecular function: SUMO transferase activity. Gene Ontology annotation, cellular component: synaptonemal complex. Bases 87 to 791 code for a protein of 234 amino acids. The transcript has 5 exons. NCBI's taxonomy places the organism in Eukaryota, Metazoa, Arthropoda, Insecta, Hymenoptera, Formicidae. Gene Ontology annotation, biological process: homologous chromosome pairing at meiosis; reciprocal meiotic recombination; protein sumoylation.